Messenger RNA from Pollicipes pollicipes, 468 nucleotides. RefSeq names its product ribosomal protein L30 (gene RpL30). The transcript has 4 exons. Lineage: Eukaryota; Metazoa; Arthropoda; Thecostraca; Pollicipedomorpha; Pollicipedidae. Gene Ontology annotation, molecular function: RNA binding; structural constituent of ribosome. Bases 112 to 450 code for a protein of 112 amino acids. The record is from RefSeq and is a predicted model, not a curated record. Gene Ontology annotation, cellular component: cytosolic large ribosomal subunit.
GUGAGAGCCCCUUGGGGGACGUUUUUCCGAAUACCUAGACGUCAUAGUGCUGUUUAACUGUGUGUUGGUUAUGAAUACUGGGGAAAAUUUAAGUGACAGUGAAGUGCAACAAUGGUUCCCCCAAAGAAGCAGAAAAAGGCGCUGGAGUCGAUUAACUCGCGACUUGCGCUGGUGAUGAAGUCUGGCAAAUACGUGUUUGGAUACAAACAGACACUGAAGAUGCUGCGCCUGGGAAAAGCUAAGCUUGUUAUCAUUGCCAGCAAUACCCCUGCCCUUAGGAAAUCCGAGAUCGAGUACUACGCCAUGUUGGCGAAGACGGGCGUGCAUCACUACAACGGCAACAACAUCGAGCUGGGCACAGCCUGCGGCAAAUACUUCCGUGUCUGCGGUAUGACGAUUACCGACGCCGGUGAUUCCGACAUCAUUCACUCCAUGCCUGAGGGACAGUAAAUACACGGUUGUCACCAG